Molecule: messenger RNA, 567 nt
Organism: Musca vetustissima
Lineage: Eukaryota; Metazoa; Arthropoda; Insecta; Diptera; Muscidae
Product: troponin C
Exons: 4
Coding region: 58-537 (159 amino acids)
Molecular function (GO): enzyme regulator activity; calcium ion binding
Source: RefSeq, a predicted model, not a curated record
AAACUUUGUUUUUUUCUAUUGUUCUGUGCUGCCAAGUGAAAAUAAAAACCAUUCAAUAUGACCAGCUCCAGUAUUAUGGAUGAUUUGAACAAGGAACAAAUUGUUCUCCUUCGCAAUGCCUUCAAUGCCUUCGAUCCCGAAAAGAAUGGUUACAUCAAUACCCAGAUGGUGGGUACCAUUCUCAGUAUGUUGGGUCAUCAAUUGGACGAUGCUACCUUAGCUGAAAUUAUUGCCGAAGUCGAUGAAGAUGGUUCGGGACAAAUUGAAUUUGAAGAAUUCACAACACUGGCCGCCCGUUUCCUUGUUGAAGAGGAUGCCGAGGCGAUGAUGCAAGAACUGAAAGAGGCUUUCCGUUUAUAUGACAAGGAGGGUAAUGGCUAUAUCACUACAGGGGUGUUGCGUGAAAUUCUCCGUGAAUUGGAUGAUAAGCUGACCAAUGAAGAUUUGGACAUGAUGAUUGAGGAAAUUGAUUCUGAUGGUUCCGGCACUGUUGAUUUUGAUGAAUUCAUGGAAGUCAUGACUGGUGGUGAUGACUAAAUUCAAAUUGCAAAUUUUGAAAUUUUAAAA